AUGUAUGCGAGGUACGUGCCGCCGUCAAAAGGCUCAAAACCUUCCUCGGCGCCCUCAUCCUCGCCGGCAGCGGCUCGAUCAAACCCCGUCCUCGACUCUCCUGCCGCGGCGCCGAGCGACGGCCCCAGCUACGCCCGCUACGUCCCUCCGGCCAAAGCAGUACCGACGAAGCCAGAGCGACCUGAGACGGAACCGUCUUCCAGCGUGAUGUAUUUUGACGACGAACCUAGUCCGCCGAAGCCCAAGCGCAAGCGGGACGCGGAGGAGACUCGUCCGCAAGGAGCCAAGAAGACGAAGAAGACGGAGGAAGAAAAGACCCCCGCAAGGGUGGCCACCAUGUCGGCCGAGCCGGCCGGCGAUGUCGCGCCCAAGAAGAAGAAGAAUAGGCGGAAGCGCAAGCAACGAACGAGGGCAGCAGAGACCGACUCGGACGACUCCGGUGAUGGGGCACCUCGCCCCGAGCCCGCCCCCGCGAAGGCGACCGACGACGAGGAAGAACGGGCGGUCACCCCGGAAGCCACCAAGAAGGAUAUAAAGAAAGAGAAGCAGAAGAAGAAAAAGGACAAGGCGAAACGUCGAGAGCCUGAGCCCGAGCCCCAAUCCCAGCCUGAAGCUGAGGGCGCACCGGAGCCGGAAACGACACUUGAAGAUGCGAGCGCGCCCGAUGGGGAAGGCGAUGUUGCGAUGGCUGACGCGGACCACGAUGCCGACGACACGGAAAUGCUGAUAUCGCAGCCUGAACCUAUUAAAGAAAAGAAGAGAAGAAAAGAGAAGAAGAAGAAGGUGGUCGACAUGGACUCUGCUGAGGAACAGCUUCAACAGGAACAAGAAGAUGCACGGCACAAGGCAGUCCUCGAGCGCAAGGCCAAGUCGCUCAAGCUGGCACAAGAAGCCGCAAAAGACGCAGACGAUUCCGACCAGGAGCCAGAGGAGCUCCACGGCCUAGAGCCCCUCCCACAGCCCAAGGUUGUCGAGGAGGAAGAAGUCAAGCCUACCUACGACACUCUGCCGCCCUGGUUAGCGAACCCAAUCCGUGUCUCUCAAGACACGCGGGCCCCUUUCAAGGACCUCGGAAUUCUGCCAAAGGCCGUACGUGUUUUGGAGCAAAAAGGUUUCCCAGAAGCAUUCGCCGUCCAAACAGCCGCAAUCCCGCUAUUGCUGCCAACGAGCAAACAGCGCCCAGGAGAUGUCUUGGUCUCUGCCGCGACUGGUUCCGGAAAGACGCUCGCAUAUGCCCUGCCCAUUGUGCGGGACAUAAGUCAAGGGGUCGUCACAAGGCUGAGAGCUCUUGUUGUGCUUCCCACGCGAGAGCUUGUCAAGCAGGCGCAAGAAGUCUUUGAGGUCUGCGCGAGAGCUUUUGAUGGCGACGAGCGCAAGAGAGUUCGAAUCGGCGUGGCUGUUGGUAGUCAGUCGAUCAAAAGCGAGCAGGAGACGCUGAUGAGCAGCGAGUCUCGUUACGAUCCGGAAGCUUACCAGGAGAUCCUCAAGCAGUCGCAAGAGCGGCGACGGCAAAAUACAGCCUUCGACGACGAUGACGAGCUUCUCGGCGAGGAGAGGGAUCCACGAUUAGGUCCCUGGGACGGCCAAGUCGUUGAUUAUUCGUCCACCGUUGACGUCUUGAUCUGCACUCCGGGCCGCCUCGUUGAACAUAUCGAGCAGACGCCAGGCUUCAGCCUCGACUACGUGCGGUGGCUUGUGGUGGACGAGGCCGAUAAGCUCCUGGCACAGAGUUUCCAGGGCUGGCUUGAUCUGGUUAUGGAGAAGUUCAAGGUCGACAAAUUCAGCGCGAGAGACUUCCCGGACAUGGCCUACUCUGGCGUGCGCAAGGUGAUUCUCAGCGCGACGCUGACGCGGGACCUGAGCCUGCUCAACCAGCUCGCUCUGAGGCGGCCACAACUCAUUGUUCUGGAAGGCGACAGCAGCGCUCCGAUUGCAGAGCACACGCUACCUGCCCUGCUCAAGGAGUUUGCCAUCCGCGUGCACGAGACGAAUCUCAAGCCGUUGUACCUUCUCGACCUCUUGUCUGGGCCGUACAUGCAGGCAGCACUCGCGGAUACUGAAAACAAAGACGCUGUGGAUGACGCUGCCGAGUCGGAGUCAUCGUCAGAUUCGUCCUCGUCCUCGUCCUCAGACUCGGACAGCAGCUCAGACUCUUCAAGCUCAGAUUCGGACAGCACUUCUGACUCUGACUCGAGCGACGACGAGCCGGCCAAGCCGUUGAAGAAGUCAAAGCUCCCCCACUGCCUCAUCUUCACCAAGUCCAACGAGUCGGCCCUCCGUCUGUCCCGACUGCUCGCCAUCCUGGACGACACGCUGUCGGCGCACAUCAGCACCCUCACGUCGACGACGCCUACGCACAUCCGCCGCAAGACCUUGCGCGCCUUUACGACUCCUUCGUCUCCUGUCCGCCUUAUUAUCGCGUCCGACCUGGUGGCGCGUGGUAUCGAUAUACCCAAACUGGGCCACGUCAUCAACUACGACUUGCCUGGCAGUGCGGCCGGCUACGUCCACCGUGUGGGUCGAACCGCGCGUGCCGGUCGGGCCGGCUGCGCGUGGACGCUGGUCGGCGACGAGGAGAGCGGCUGGUUCUGGGGCAAAAUUGCCAAGGGACAGGGCGUGAGGCGAGCACAAAAGGUCGAGCGGACCAAGAUCGACGAGAUGAGCGAGGAGCGGGUCAAGGACUACGAGAAUGCAUUGGCUAAGCUCGGAAAGGAGGCACUAGAGGUCCGGCGAAGAUGA
Molecule: messenger RNA, 2739 nt
Organism: Purpureocillium lilacinum
Lineage: Eukaryota; Fungi; Ascomycota; Sordariomycetes; Hypocreales; Ophiocordycipitaceae
Cellular component (GO): nucleus
Molecular function (GO): nucleic acid binding; ATP binding
Source: RefSeq, a predicted model, not a curated record